Molecule: messenger RNA, 1910 nt
Organism: Leguminivora glycinivorella
Lineage: Eukaryota; Metazoa; Arthropoda; Insecta; Lepidoptera; Tortricidae
Product: calcium release-activated calcium channel protein 1-like
Exons: 9
Coding region: 397-1524 (375 amino acids)
Biological process (GO): store-operated calcium entry
Cellular component (GO): membrane
Molecular function (GO): store-operated calcium channel activity
Source: RefSeq, a predicted model, not a curated record
GCUGUGCCGGCCAGACGACGCGCGCGCUCCGCGAUAUCGAGCGUUCAUUAAAAUCGAAAAACAAAACAAUCGAAUCGAAUCGGUGUUCGAAUUUCCGCGAAAAGUUUUGAAUUAAGAACACUGUUUGCAAACUUUGAAUCUCGAGUGGUUUCGGAAUGCUUCCGUGUGAAUAGUUUCGUGUUCGUAAUUCAAAUACGUGCAAGUGAGAUUUUGUGCGGAAGUGACAUCGAUUGAACUUGUGCUGUCUGGAAGGCCGAUACACGAGUGCUCGAUAGAAACAUCGAUUAUGGAUAUCAACUGACGGAUUACGCUUGUAUAAGAGUUAACACAAGAGAUUUCACAAUCCCACCACACUGAAGCGAUGAUGCGACGGUAGCAUUUUGCAAAAUACUCAAAAUGCUGGACGUAUCAGACACUAUAUCAGAAGCGAGCUUCGUGACAAGCUUCGAAGAGGCACCCUGUCGCAUCGACCAAUGCACACAGACGCCGCCUAGCGGCAAGGCGCGCCCCCGCACCCUGCAAAGGUACCACACCUCAGACCAUCUCUACGAGAGAGGCCACCGGAGGCCCAAGCACGAGUUGAGGCCUAAGAGCCUCUUCAGCGACUCCUGCCCGUUCAUAGGGAAGCCGCCAAGCUAUGAUAGUGGAUACAGUUCAAAAUUCAAAGUCACGGUGACCGACAGCCCAACGAUAUCGAUCACGCCGCCCCACAGCCUGGACUACGUCUGUGCCAAAGGAGGGGCAAGUCCGAACGGGAGUGCAACACCGAACGGGAUGGUACCCAGCCGGUCGCCGGCGACGGUGCUGCUGAACCCGGGGUAUCUGUCGCCUUGCCAGUGCAACCAGUCUAUGAAGAGCGUAAGCGAAGUCGCCCUCGCCAUGCCGGGGACUCCCGGGUACACUGGCGAGGAACCUGCGAACGGCUGGCCAGGCGGGUUGUCAUGGAGACGACUACACAUGUCCAGGGCCAAGCUGAAAGCCACUGCUACUACUUCGGAGCUAUUAUCAGGCUUCGCAAUGGUUGCGAUGGUGGAACUCCAAAUCAACGAACCCACCAACGUCCCAGAAUGGCUAUUCGUCAUGUUUGCAGUCUGCACGACAGUUCUCGUAGCCGUCCACAUCUUUGCCCUAAUGAUAUCCACGUACCUGCUGCCACAUAUUGAUGCAGUUAGCAAGAUGGAGAUGCCAGGGGCACCGGCGAGGGCUUUGAGGGAAUCGCCACAUGAAAGAAUGAGGGGGUUCAUUGAGCUCGCUUGGGCGUUUAGUACAGUAUUAGGUCUAUUCCUGUUCCUCGUGGAGAUCGCCAUACUAUGCUGGGUGAAGUUCUGGGACUACUCCUUCGCUGCGGCCACCGCAGCUACUGUGAUAGUGAUACCAGUGCUAGUAGUGUUCGUAGCCUUCGCGAUCCACUUCUACCACUCCCUAGUAGUACAGAAGUGCGAGUCGUCAGUGCAAGACAUCGAGCAGCUGGAGACCAUGAAGAGGGAACUAGACACAGCCACUGUGAAAGUUAACAUGUUCUAGAAAUUUUGAACUAUGUGGGAUUUUGAUAGUUUAACAGUUUGAAUGUUUGUCGCGCGCUACUCUAUGAACCAUGUCAGAGUUCGUGAAGCUUGAUAUUGCGCGCGUCACUGGUGGUCAAAGAUGUAGGGUUUCAAUAGCUUAAUACUUUGAACGCUGGUUGUGCGCGGUAUGCCAUCAUGAAAUUAAUCUUUCAUUAAGGUUGAUAUUAGGCUGUGGUCGCGCGUGACAGUUGUCGAAUUUGGCGGUCAACAUUUUAAACCGAGAAUGGUGCCGCUUUAUCGUCUUAAGGUAGUGUUAUGCCGCUCUCGCGUACGUGACAAACACUAAAAGUGAUAAAGCGGCCAUCUUUUUUUUAUUUAAACUACAUGGCUUUUCCAAAUUGAUGU